UAGGUUGCCCAACUAUACAGACAACCACAAACUUUAUGAACUUUCCUUGUUUAGUUUAUCAGGAUAUAUGCUUCCCUGCUCCAUUUUAAAGAGAGUUACUGCGUUGAUUUACAUUUAUAUGCUUCUUUCCCACAUUUUGAGAGAUUGAGAGAUUGAGAGAGAGAGAGAGAUGAGGCACCGGGGUCUACUUUUCUUGGUUCUUUUCUUGAUCCAAGAACAGGGUUUAUUGUUUCAAGUUUCAGCUGGUGAUGGGUUCAUCAGAACCAGAGGUGUACAUUUUAUGUUGAAUGGUAGCCCUUUCUAUGCACACGGGUUCAAUGCCUAUUGGCUAAUGUUUGUGGCCUCUGACACAUCUCAGAGAAACAAAGUCUCUUCUGCUUUCCAAGAAGCUGUAAACCAUGGCCUUGCAGUGGCAAGAACUUGGGCCUUCAGUGAUGGUGGAUAUUCACCUCUACAGUACUCACCUGGCUCCUACAAUGAACAAAUGUUUCAGGGACUGGAUUUUGCAAUCUCUGAAGCUGGAAAAUAUGGGAUUAAGCUAAUUUUUAGCUUGGUGAAUAACUAUGAAAACUUGGGAGGAAGGAAACAGUAUGUGGACUGGGCAAGAAGUCAGGGGCAGUACUUAUCUUCUGAUGAUGAUUUCUUCACAAACUCUGUGGUGAAGGGAUACUACAAAAAUCAUAUCAAGACUGUUCUUACAAGGAAAAACAGCAUAACUGGAGUUGCCUACAAGGAUGAUCCUACAAUAAUGGCUUGGGAGCUUAUGAAUGAGCCUCGAUGCACUUCAGAUACAUCAGGGAAAACCAUACAGGCUUGGAUUACAGAAAUGGCUUCUUACUUGAAAUCUAUAGAUGGUAAUCACUUACUAGAAGCUGGUUUGGAAGGGUUUUAUGGAGAAUCAGAACCUCAGAAGCAGCAAUACAAUCCAAACUUUCAAGUAGGAACUGAUUUCAUAGCAAAUAAUCAGAUUGCAGACAUUGAUUUUGCUACAGUUCACUCAUAUCCUGAUCAGUGGUUAACCGGUGAAAACGAUGAAUCCCAACUUCAUUUUUUGAACAACUGGCUCAACAAUCACACUCAAGAUGCACAAAACAUCCUUGGAAAGCCACUUUUUUUUGCAGAGUUUGGAAAAUCAAACAAGGACCCUGGUUUCAACACAAACCAGAGGGACCUACUGUUCAAUACGGUUUAUUCAGCAAUCUUUUCAUCGGCUAGGGGUGGAGGUGCAGCUGCCGGUGGCUUGUUCUGGCAACUUCUUACUGAAGGAAUGGACUCUUACCGUGAUGGUUAUGAGAUAGUCUUAAGUGAAAGCCCCUCAACAGCUAGUUUGAUUGCCCAAGAGUCACGAAAACUUAUCAAGAUUCGGAAGAUGUAUGCCAGGCUGAGAAAUAUUGAGAAGCGGAAGAGAUCUCGAGAUAACAAGAGGGGAAAUUAGGGUUAUUAAUAUGGGAAAAGAGAUCAAUAGUUAGAGUUGCUCAAUAUGUUUCGGGAUGUCAAUUAAGUUGGAGGAAGUUGGAUGCUCUCCUAGAGAUGAAUUGUUUGACCAGAAAGUAGACUCAAGAGAAAUAUGUAAUUGAAGUCUUUUACAUAGCAUUAUUCUCACUACUAAAGAAACAGAGUACAAAUAUAUAAAGCAAACAAAUCUGUUUUAUUCAGAAACUAACUCAACUUGCUACAUUUGAAAGUUUCCUUCUUACAUACAUCAGAUGAACUUGUAAUUUACAUGCAGAAGCAAGCCUACUAGCUGCUUUUUAUUGAAAACAAAUCAAUACCGCAAAGCAGCAAAUGAUCAGCUCCCAUUACUGGCCCGAUCUGAGUAUCAGGUCACACAGUUUCAGGAUUUUAUAUGACUGUUCCAUCUUUAAUUGUUGCAUUCUUCAGU
Ilex paraguariensis (yerba mate) is the source of this 1882-nucleotide messenger RNA. Lineage: Eukaryota; Viridiplantae; Streptophyta; Magnoliopsida; Aquifoliales; Aquifoliaceae. The record is from the annotation of a GenBank genome assembly.